This is a messenger RNA of Thelazia callipaeda (thelaziosis nematode), 1167 nucleotides long. NCBI's taxonomy places the organism in Eukaryota, Metazoa, Nematoda, Chromadorea, Rhabditida, Thelaziidae. The record is from the annotation of a GenBank genome assembly.
AUGUCUAACGUAGAACGUAAAUACCAUGUACAGUUGACAUCUAAAAUCACUGAACACUGGUUAUGUGAACGAAACAACCUCGAUUCCUCGAUAGAAAAUGACGGCAUUAGUAUUUGUCAUCAGUCGUAUGGAAAGAGACACGAAGUUUCUGCACCUACACUUCAUUCAACAGCGAACGAGAGAAUUAAGGUACCAGAAAGUAGUAAAACGGAUUCGCCACAUAAAGGUAUUUUAAUUCCUACCUAUUACUAUCCUAUUUGUUGCCAAAGUACAUCUAAUUCUCUAAAAUCACGGAAUAUCACAUGUGAGGCAUCGUACAUCGACAAACCACUGGAAUUAACGAAGAUACAAUGUCGAAAUAAUUCCAAUAUUGUAGGACAUCUUCAUACUGAAAGGAGUAAAUAUGAGACUUUGGAGGACCCUGGAGUUUUUGUAAGCGAUCGCUUGCAAGAAACUGUGAACAUAUCAAAUGUACCACACAAAUCAUGCAUUGAUGAUUUUACUAAACGUGUUAAUGUAAGUUCGAAUGUAGAAGUAUUUCCAUACAGCUACUAUGAUGAUUCUGACGAUGACAGUAACUUCCUAAAAGAAUUGAAGAAAGAAUCCAGUAUUCGAGAAGGGUCAAAUUCGCAAUUAAUAAAAAAAGAGUUUAGAUCAGAACUUGGUGCUACUGGAAAUUGCCGAGAUUUUCUUAAAUUGAUGGAUCAUACUGAAACUGUCAAAGAUUGUAACAAAUGUAAAGAAUCUGAAGCAUUACUUAUACAUAGAGCAACAGUGAAGAAUGAAUGCGAGCAUAAGCAGCCACUGUUAGGAUAUAUACAAGCGAAUGGGAAUAGUAAAAAUAAUGAAGCGACGAGAACUGCAAACAAUAAAUUGGAUUUGAGCUGUAAAUUUUCUCGUAAUGAAAAGAGAACUAUGCGAGAUAGCUAUAAUACAACAUCACCGUGGCAUCAAUACUCCUCUCAACUAUCAACAAAGUUGAAUGAGAAGAAUUUGACUAAUUCAAUAUCCUCUCACGGACCCUUAAUGCCUUCAUCUGUCACUGCUGAAAAAAAGUUCAGGGUACCGAAUGUCAGCGAGUGGUAUCAACAAACGGUGAUGCUACCAAGAAAUGCUGAAGGUAGCAUCCACCAUUAUUUUGAAUACCUUAUGUAUUUUCAAAAUUAA